Messenger RNA from Gongylonema pulchrum, 246 nucleotides. The record is from the annotation of a GenBank genome assembly. Lineage: Eukaryota; Metazoa; Nematoda; Chromadorea; Rhabditida; Gongylonematidae.
GGACCCUGUGAUUUCAUUACUUUUUUAGCUCGACCGAUCUCUACUUCGAGAAGCAGCGAAGAUUUAAAAGUUUUUGCUUUAGAUCUCCUGGCAAUCAAACUACUUCCAGCUUAUUUCUUCAUUCUGCAUCCGGAUGAAGAAACCGUUGGUUACAGUCGGAUGCUGGUGGCUCGCAUCCUGGCCACUGACCGCUGCAUUUGUAGCAGCGGCUUAGUAUUGGUGGCUCUGGCGCGGUUGCUCCUCUAA